Molecule: messenger RNA, 3165 nt
Organism: Klebsormidium nitens
Lineage: Eukaryota; Viridiplantae; Streptophyta; Klebsormidiophyceae; Klebsormidiales; Klebsormidiaceae
Source: the annotation of a GenBank genome assembly
UGCUCACUGCAGAAACUGCCCCGCAGAGAGUGGCAGUUGAACUGGAAUAUGGUUACAGCACCGGAACAAGUUGUAAGCUCUAGAUACCUAGAUUCCUGAGGCUAGAUGUCGCUUUCAUCUGGUGUUCCCAGGGCUUCAUGAUGAGGCGCAUCGAGUUUAUGAGGAAACCUUCUGAACAGUGAACAUAAUUGAUCGGCUUUAAUCGUCAAAAGUGUUCUCAAUUGCGAGGAGCUUGGAUAGCUCAGAGUUGCUGAAUUGGCCCCACGUCUGGACGAACGUUUCGAAGCUUGCAGGGGGAUGCCACAAACUUGUUAGGCAGUGACGGCCCUGCUGAUUAGCAGAACAGCAGGGGUGCCUCACAGAUGGCGUACGUAGGGCCUGAUUUGACGGAGGCUCGUCUCUGCGGCUGCGAGGGCGUGGAACAGCACUACCGGCUGGACGAUCAAUUAGCUCGUACUCAGCAGAUUUCGGACCUGUUCAUUUUUUUGUCCUAUUUCUCCAUCCCCCUCGAGCUCCUGUACUUCCUCGCCUGCAGCAAAUUGGUGUUUCCAUUCAAAUGGAUUAUUGUGCAGUUUGGGGCAUUCAUUAUCCUCUGUGGUCUGACGCACCUGGUUGCGAUGUGGACAUACCACGAGCACACCUAUGGCAUUGCACUCACGCAGACCGUCAUGAAAGUGCUGACUGCCCUGGUAUCGUGCGCAACCGCACUGACGUUGGUGUACGUCAUUCCAGAGCUGCUUUCCCUGAAAGUUCGAGAGAUAUAUCUUAAAUCCAAGGCAGAACAACUGGAUCGAGAAAUUGGAGUUGUGAGGACCGCAGAAGAAACUGGACGGAACGUGCGUAUGUUGACAUCUGAGAUUCGGUCAACCUUGGACCGCAACACGAUCCUGAAGACAACCUUAGUUGAGCUGGGGAAGACUUUGCAGCUGUGGAAUUGCAUGCUCUGGAUGGCGAAGCCCGGCCAGCCCUCCAAGUUGACACUUACAUACCAGCUCAGGGAUGGCAAGGGCAGCAGGCGGCCAUCGGUGUCAACGCAGGACCCCGUCGUGCAGUCCAUUUUCAGCGUGAACACCGCCAUCUUGAUCAGCUCGAAAAGCCCGCUGUCGAUAGGGGACGAUCCGCGGGUCCCUGAUGACGGGGCUGUGGUGUCCAUCCGGGUGCCGUUGCUGCAUACUUUGCGGUCAAAGAGCAACGGCAAUCUAAUUUCGCUGGUAGAGGCUGCGCUGAGACUGUCUGAGGACAGUAGUCCCGGUGAGAGCGAGAGUGGGACCAGGCGAAAUAGCGGGUCAGGGUCUGAGUACGCAAUUCUUGUCUUGGUGCUCCCGGGGGGCAGUGCGCGACGAUGGAAGCCGCAUGAACUAGAGAUGGUGGAGGGCAUAGCGGACCAAGUUGCGGUGGCUCUAAGCCAUGCUGCCAUCCUGGAGGAGUCUCAGCGCACGAGGGAGGAGCUGCUUCAACAGAACGAAGCGCUGGUGAUUGCGCGCCAGGAAGCGGAGACGGCCAUCAAGGCCCGCAACGACUUUCUGGCAGUCAUGAACCAUGAAAUGCGUACGCCGAUGCACGCCAUCAUUGCGCUGACGUCGCUGCUGCAAGAGGACGACUCGCUCAGCAAAGACCAGAAGAUGAUGGUGGACACCAUCGUAAAGAGCAGCGCUCUGCUCUCAACGCUCAUCAAUGACAUCUUAGAUUUCAGUCGACUCGAAGACGGAAGCCUGGGUUUAGAUUUGACUACGUUCCAGCUGCCGGCUUUGCUGAAAGAGGCAGAAAACCUGGCGCGGCCGAUGGCCCAGGCAAAGAAGCUGGACUUGACAAUGACGGUUGCGCCUGGUGUUCCGACGGAAGUGAUCGGGGACGAGAAACGAUUGUUCCAAGUUACGCUAAACAUUCUCGGAAAUGCUGUCAAGUUCACGAAAGAGGGCUCUGUCAAAUUGCAUUUGAAGAUCGAGGACUUUUCUGGGAGCACGGAUCCCCGGCGGCCCGACUUCCGGCCAGCGCCCGACCCUGCCUUUACGUACAUUCGCGUCGAGAUCACGGACACUGGAUUGGGGAUCAAGGCGUCCGACGUCGGCAAGCUUUUCAACAAGUUCGUCCAGGCGGACUCUACAACCACGCGCAACUACGGCGGCACUGGGCUGGGGCUCGCCAUCUGCAAAAAGUUUGUCGAGUUGAUGGACGGGUUAAUCUGGAUCGAGAGCGAGGGGUUAGGAAGGGGAACCAAAGUUUCGUUUAUCGUAAAACUGGGCGUCGUGCCGCCUCGAAACGAGGCGCAGGCGGAAGCUCCGACUGCGGCUUCGGUGGUGAACGCGAGCCAAGAGUUCCUGAGCGGGUUACGGGUCCUGGUCACGGAUGAUAACGGGGUGAACCGCGUAGUAACGCGGAAGCUCCUCGACCGCCUCGGGUGCAACACGACCGUGGUCGAGUCGGGUGCCAGAUGCUUGGCCACCCUAGAGGCGGGGCACCGGUUUGCCGUGCUCUUGCUGGAUCUGUCGAUGCCCAAAAUGGACGGCUACGAGGUGUGUCAGCGGAUACACGAGCGCUUCGCUCCGGGGGAGCGGCCGCUCAUCGUGGCGCUUACUGCAAACACGGACAGGGAGACACGUGCGCGCUGCAUGAUGUUGGAUAUGGAUGGGAUCAUCCUGAAGCCAGUGGCGCUGGAGGAGAUGGCCUCCGUGCUUAGCGAGUUGCUUCGGAGGCAAAGCCAGAGUGCGGCGUCCCCAUUAGGGGGGUCGCCUUCACGAUCUUUGGGUGACUCUCCUCUCGGAGUUGAAAGCAUCGGAAGGAAGGGCCUUUCGAAGCAGUCGAUGGGCACCAACAUGGAACUGGCCGUCCUUCCUAGGAAGAGGUCCGAAGAUGAAUAGAGUCUGAGAAAACACGAAAGAACACCCCUGCGUUCAAGAAAGGUAGACUUUGUUACCUAACAGAGGUAUCAUAGGGUCCAUAAGCCACGGAUACACGGGCGUGCAACACUCGCUCGACGUGGAAAUGAUGCAUGUUGAUGUGCACAGGACCGGUGUCAGCAUGGCCGCAAGCUUGAGAGUGUAGGACCUCUGAUCCCACGGUCAUGUUGUAUCCAAACAGAGCCUGAGUGCCCCGGCUGUCCCCCGGUGCCUUCCCACAUGUUGCAUCCGCGGACAAAGUGACCGAUGUCUCGGUGCUGAAAAUCAU